Molecule: messenger RNA, 3010 nt
Organism: Grammomys surdaster
Lineage: Eukaryota; Metazoa; Chordata; Mammalia; Rodentia; Muridae
Gene: Rbm39
Product: RNA binding motif protein 39
Exons: 20
Coding region: 1046-2167 (373 amino acids)
Biological process (GO): mRNA processing
Cellular component (GO): nucleus
Molecular function (GO): RNA binding
Source: RefSeq, a predicted model, not a curated record
AGCCCGUGCUGAGGCUCCGGGAGACCCCGGGUGUUUGUGUGUGUGUAUGUGUUGGUGAAUGUGAGUACGGAGGAGCAGCGGCCGCCAUUUCAGGGAGCUAGUCGACGCUGUCGCAGGGGUGGAUCCUGAGCUGCCGAAGCCGCUGCCCUGCUCUCCGUCGCGGGCUCCUUUAAUCCCAUUGUUUCUUUUAGAUUCGCUUGGGCCUAGACGCCCUCGGGGCCCGAUAUUCGGGUUGGGCGGUACCGCGGCCUGGGCCUAGUGGCUUAACAGUAGCAACAGCGGCGGCGGCGGCGGCGGCGGCGGCGGCGGCAGCGGCAGCCGACUUCCCGAGUCGAGCACAGGCGCGCGAAAACCCGCACAGGCGAGUAGAGAAAAUGGCAGACGAUAUUGAUAUUGAAGCAAUGCUUGAGGCCCCUUACAAGAAGACUUGCCUAACGAUAUCUCACCUCUACUCCCAUGAAUUCACCUUUGAUUCCAGUGUGAACUGUCAAUCAUAAGGAUGAGAACAAGUUGAACAGUGCUAACGGCCAUGAAGAACGUAGCAAAAAAGCUCAAAGUGCUUCAUAAUAACUACCUCAGUCCUCCUCACAACAACUUUGUUAGACAAAGUUUCUGCCUCCUUGGAAAGCUCUACAUCUCCUUGUGAUUGGAGUGUGGGUUUCAAGAUUCCAGAAGGAGAAAAAAAAGCAAGAGCAGAAGUCGUAGUCAUGAGAGAAAAAGAAGCAAAAGUAAAGAACGGAAACGAAGUAGAGAUAGAGAAAGGAAAAAGAGCAAAAGCCGAGAGCGGAAACGAAGUAGAAGCAAAGAACGGAGACGAAGCCGCUCACGAAGUCGAGAUAGAAGAUUCCGAGGCCGCUACAGAAGUCCCUACUCCGGACCAAAAUUUAACAGUGCCAUCCGAGGAAAGAUUGGGUUGCCUCAUAGCAUCAAAUUAAGCAGAAGACGAUCCCGAAGCAAAAGUCCAUUCAGGAAAGACAAGAGCCCUGUGAGGGAACCUAUUGAUAAUCUCACUCCUGAGGAAAGGGAUGCAAGGACAGUUUUCUGCAUGCAACUGGCAGCAAGAAUUCGACCAAGAGAUUUGGAAGAAUUUUUCUCUACAGUAGGAAAGGUUCGAGAUGUGAGAAUGAUUUCUGAUAGAAAUUCAAGACGUUCCAAAGGAAUUGCUUAUGUGGAGUUUGUUGAUGUCAGUUCAGUGCCUCUAGCAAUUGGAUUAACUGGCCAACGAGUUUUAGGAGUGCCAAUCAUAGUACAGGCAUCACAGGCAGAAAAAAACAGAGCUGCUGCCAUGGCAAAUAAUUUACAAAAGGGAAGUGCUGGACCUAUGAGGCUCUACGUGGGCUCAUUACACUUUAACAUAACUGAAGAUAUGCUUCGUGGGAUCUUUGAACCUUUUGGAAGGAUUGAAAGUAUUCAGCUCAUGAUGGAUAGUGAAACAGGUCGAUCUAAGGGAUAUGGAUUCAUUACAUUUUCCGAUUCAGAAUGUGCCAAAAAGGCUUUGGAACAGCUUAAUGGAUUUGAGUUAGCUGGGAGACCAAUGAAAGUUGGACAUGUUACCGAACGAACUGAUGCUUCUAGUGCUAGCUCAUUUUUGGACAGUGAUGAACUAGAAAGGACUGGAAUUGACUUGGGAACAACUGGACGUCUCCAGUUAAUGGCAAGACUUGCAGAGGGUACCGGUUUGCAGAUUCCACCAGCAGCACAACAAGCUUUACAAAUGAGUGGCUCUUUGGCAUUUGGUGCUGUGGCAGAAUUCUCUUUUGUUAUAGAUUUGCAAACACGACUUUCCCAACAGACCGAAGCCUCAGCUUUAGCUGCAGCUGCAUCUGUUCAACCACUUGCAACACAGUGUUUCCAACUUUCCAACAUGUUUAAUCCUCAAACAGAAGAAGAAGUUGGAUGGGAUACAGAGAUUAAAGAUGAUGUCAUUGAAGAAUGUAAUAAACAUGGAGGAGUCAUUCAUAUUUAUGUUGACAAAAAUUCAGCUCAGGGCAAUGUGUAUGUGAAGUGCCCAUCUAUUGCUGCAGCUAUUGCUGCUGUCAAUGCAUUGCACGGCAGGUGGUUUGCUGGUAAAAUGAUAACAGCAGCGUAUGUACCUCUUCCAACUUACCACAACCUCUUUCCUGAUUCUAUGACAGCAACACAACUACUGGUUCCAAGCAGACGAUGAAGGAAGAUACAGUCCCUUAUGUAUAUAGCUUUUUUUUCUCUUGAGAAUUCAUCUUGAGUUAUCUUUUAUUUAGAUAAAAAUAAAGAGGCAAGGGUCUACUGUCAUUUGUAUACAACUCCUGUUAUCUUGAAAAAUAAAAAUGUUAACAGGAAUGCAGUGUGCUCAUUCUCCCUAACUAGCAAAUCCUACUUUAUGCAAAGCUGUUCUCUUGUUCUGCUGUUUUAAAUGUCCAUGUAGAAAAUUACAUUAAGGAUCUAUAGAAUAGCUCUAGGGGAACAAAUGUGCUUUCUGUAUAAAGGCAGACAGGUAAUGUUUUAAUGUUUCAGAAACCUAACUUUUUACACAGCAGUUACAUUUCACAGUCAUGUAUUUGGCUCAUGGUUCAGCAAAGGAAUACACUUAGUGUGUGAAAAAAAGUCUAAGCAGCUAAAUGGCUGCUUAGCAUUUGACCUUGAUUAUUUGGCAAGAAGGGGAUUUAAAAAUAUUUCUCGAUGGUAAAAUUUUCAAAUUAAUGUAUCUGUAAAAGUUUCUUUGUAAAUACUAUGUGUUUUAGUGUAUCUUGAGAUUCCAAACAAAAUGAUCCUGCAUUUCCUCAGGGUGGUUGAUGUAACCGAUUGAGUAAAGCAGUCUUGAGCAAGAGAGGAAAUGCAGAAAUAGGUUUUGUCUGGUUGCAUAUAAUCUUUGCUCUUUUUAAGCUCUGUGAGCUCUGAAAUAUAUUUUUGGGUUACUUCAGUGUGUUUGACAAGACAGCUUGAUAUUUCUAUCAAACAAAUGACUUUCAUAUUGCAACAAUCUUUGUAAGAACCACUCAAAUAAAAUUCUCUGAAAAUGGCCACAAGAAAA